This is a messenger RNA of Rubroshorea leprosula, 2443 nucleotides long. Lineage: Eukaryota; Viridiplantae; Streptophyta; Magnoliopsida; Malvales; Dipterocarpaceae. The record is from the annotation of a GenBank genome assembly.
GAAGCUAUUUUCUCGAGAAAAUGGAAGAAAAUAAAGGAAAUGAAACUGUGAUCUCAAGUAUUCUCUGCUACUUUUUCUUCUAUCGAUUAUCGUUCUAAUGCUGUAAUCCUCUGCGGUGAUAUCUUGUGUUCGACAUAUCUCUGUUGCUGCUUUUAUUUUCCUGUUAGUACUACGUACUAAGAGUUUAUGAGUAUGCCAUCAGAAUCUGAUAAGUGGGGGUGGGAGCAUGUUAGUGUGUUUGGUGGGUUUGACCGGGGAAGUGGUACCAAAAGGUGGAAAUGCAACCAUUGUAAUCUACGAUAUAAUGGGUCUUACUCCCGUGUUAGAGCUCACCUUCUUGGGUUUUCUGGUGUUGGGGUCAAAAGCUGUCCAGCUAUAGAUAGAUCAUUAAGAGAAGCAUUUCAGAUCCUAGAGGAGGAACGCCUUGCCCGGAAAAAGAAAAGGAUUUCUGGAAGUAGAAAGCAUGUUAGCCAUGUUCGGACCCCACAAUCAAGUCAUGUGUGGAAAACUAUCAGCAAAGAUGAUGUAGAUGACAUGGUAGCAAGAUUUGUGUAUGCCUCUGGAUUAGAUGUCAGCAUUGUCAACUCUCCUUACUUUAACGAAAUGGUGAAAGCAGUUGCUGCUUUUGGCUCUGGGUAUGAACCCCCCUCAAUUGAUAAGCUGUGUGACUCCAUUUUAAGUAAAGAGAAAGGAAAGAUUGAGAAAUGCAUUGCUCUAGUGAGAGAAUCUUGGCCUCACACCGGGUGUACUAUACUCUGUGUUGGUCACUUGGAUGGCCCACAUGAUUGCCCUCACAUUAACAUAUUUGUCUCAAGUCCAAGAGGACUCAUAUUCCUGAAAGCAGUAGAUGCAGAUAAUUGUGAUGAAGCAGACACUGUAUUUACUAAUGUCCUUAGUGAUGUGAUAGUCGAAGUUGGAUCAGAUAAUGUUCUGCAGAUAAUCUCACAUAUAGAUCAUGCCUGUAAAUCUUCUAAGUCCUUUAUUCUUUCGAAGUUCCCCCAUAUAUUUUGGUCUCCUUGCAUUUCACAUUCUAUCCUCAUGUUGAUGGAAGAAAUAGCUGAGCUGGAGUUCAUAAAACCUGUUCUUUUGUGUGCUAGGGGGAUCGAGCAGUAUAUCAUGAUGUAUCAACAUGCUUUUCCUUGCAUUUUAACUCCAAACCGAAAGGAAAGCUCUGAUCCAUUUUCUGCCAAGUUUGCACCUUCCUAUUGCGUUGUUAAAAGAAUUUUUCAGUUAAAACAGGUGCUGCGAGAGGUAGUUGUGAGUGAAGAGUGGAAGCAAUGGAAGCAUAGCAUUCCUGACAACAUUGUAGUUGUUGAAUCUUCCAUCUUAGGGGAUGAGUUCUGGAGCAAGGCCCAUCUGAUGUUGCAGUUAUAUGAGCCUUUUAUAAGACUGCUUUCCGUACUUGAUAUUGACAAAUCUGCAAUGGGUGAUGUUUAUGAUUGGCGUGUUCAAGCACUUGAAGCUGUGAGGAACCAGGAAUAUGAUGGCAGUGCGUUAAAUGAGUUGGAAGUCCUAAUAGAGAAUAGAUGGGAUGUUUUAUUUUCCCCUCUCCAAGCUGCUGGUUACAUGGUGAAUCCAAGAUAUUUUGGAAGGGGUCAGGCAAGGGAUAAAACUAUAAUGCGAGGCUGGAAGACCACCUUAGAAAAGUUUGAGUGUGACAGUGCAGCUAGACGAGUUCUUCGAGAGCAACUCAGCUCCUACUGGCGCCUGGAGGGAUCUUUGGGAGAGGAAGAUGCUGUGGAUUCUAGAAAUAAAAUGGAUCCAGUUGCUUGGUGGGAAAAUUUUGGUUUUGAAAUGCCCAGCUUGCAGACCUUAGCCAUUAAGGUCCUCAGUCAGGUUUCAACCGCUGGAAUCUGUCAAGAGGUUUCACCAGGUGAUUACUUCUCUUGUCAAGGAGCAUCCAACAACUUUGGAGUUGAAAGAUUGAAAGAUCUUGUUUUUGUUCGAAACAACCUUAAACUUCUGGCCCACAAAAAUGGAAGUUCAAGCUCUUCAUGUGGUCUUCGAAAUGGGACUGUAAGCUCUCCUUCUGAGGUUAAGACAUGGGAUUGUGCUCAUCUGGAUCAGACAAAGUUGAUUGUAAGCCUACAUGAUGAAUUCUGAUUAACUGGAAUAUGGUAUUUCGAUGUCACUGCAUGCUUACACUCGCUGAUUUGGCUGGCGGAAUAAUAACCUGACUGCAGCUAAAUUCCAUUGACUGUUCUAUAUUACUUGCAAAUCAAGGUGACCACAAGAGAUUGUUUUCAGGUUAGUUAUUUGUACCAUGCAAUUUAAGACAAAUAUAUUCAUGUGUAUGGUAAAAGGGGUAUUGGUCUCUAAUCGUCAAUGACUAGUGUCUGAAUAUAGUAUGAUGUAUAUUUCAAACAUAUGCAAAUUUGUUGGAAUCCAUUCUCCACUUGUCAGCCUAUUUUAUUUUUCUUGUCCAUAAAAGUUUCAUUCAGAU